Vigna angularis (adzuki bean) is the source of this 788-nucleotide messenger RNA. Its product is annotated as NADH dehydrogenase [ubiquinone] 1 alpha subcomplex subunit 6. NCBI's taxonomy places the organism in Eukaryota, Viridiplantae, Streptophyta, Magnoliopsida, Fabales, Fabaceae. The record is from RefSeq and is a predicted model, not a curated record. The transcript has 2 exons. Gene Ontology annotation, biological process: response to oxidative stress. Bases 112 to 510 code for a protein of 132 amino acids.
UUCCAUUUUUCUCAUCGCAAUAAACCAGUGCAAUUUCUAGGGAAGAAUAGAAGCAAGAAACGAAAAAGCGAUCGAGUUGUGACUCAGUGAGUUCCGAGUUUCAAGUUAGAAAUGGCGAGCGCGCUUCGGAACGUGAAGGUGCUUCCGAACUCGGGGAGUGUGGAGGAGGCGCGUCAGCGCGUGUUCGAUUUCUUCAGAGCAGCGUGCCGUUCUCUACCCUCUGUCAUGGAAAUCUACAACCUAUACGAUGUAACUUCUGUCGCCCAGCUUCGUUCCACCGUCGCCUCCGAGAUCCGCAAGAACAUCGACGUCAGCGAUCCAAAAGUGGUCGAUAUGCUGCUUUUCAAAGGGAUGGAAGAGCUGAUGAACGUUGUGAACCAUUCCAAGCAGAGGCAUCAUAUCAUUGGUCAGUACGUAGUUGGUCAGCAAGGGCAAAUGCAGGAUUCAGCCUCAAAAGACCCGGCCAUCUCUCCCUUUCUGAAGAAUUUCUACAGCGGCAACUACUUUUGAAACUUGGUCAUAAGCUGUUCUGUUUCCUCAAAUAAAGAGUUAUCUUAAAAUGUUUUUGUAUGUCAAUACUGGAUGAGAUAAUGCUUUUGGGUUUGGAUCAAACUACUGCAUUCAUUCUUCCUGGCUUAAGUUAAGAAAGUGAUGUUUUUGCUUAUUGUUGUGCAUGCUUGCACACGUGUAAGUCUAUUUUAUAUCAUUCCAGAUGAAUGAAUACAUUGGAUAGCAUGUUAGAGAAAUAAUAUUGUAUUUUUGUGUAAUAAUUCCAUGAUAUUCGGUCA